Molecule: messenger RNA, 942 nt
Organism: Camponotus floridanus (Florida carpenter ant)
Lineage: Eukaryota; Metazoa; Arthropoda; Insecta; Hymenoptera; Formicidae
Gene: mRpL4
Product: 39S ribosomal protein L4, mitochondrial
Exons: 3
Coding region: 68-925 (285 amino acids)
Biological process (GO): translation
Cellular component (GO): ribosome
Molecular function (GO): structural constituent of ribosome
Source: RefSeq, a predicted model, not a curated record
AGACCGAAGCAGCGUCAUCUAUCAGAUCUAUCCUAGAUCUGAAUAAAAUUGGUUUUUUUGUAGUAAAAUGUCUAUGAUAUUUCGGAGAAUUAUUAACAAGUUACAAGGAGUCAGCAGUCAAACAUUAAAAUAUUGCACAAUCGUAGAAAAUCAAACUAUCAAAGAUAUUACACCAAUUAUAUCAAAGAUACAAUAUGAUGAUGAAACCAACGUUUAUCAGAAACCUCGACAAGUAUGGUUGGAAAAUUUAGAUACUGUAGAGGAGAAAAAAUUAGGUUUAAUUACUUUACAUCCACACAUCUAUGCGGCUGCACCUCGUAUCGAUAUCAUUCAUCAGAAUGUGAGAUGGCAAAAAAUGUACCGUUGGGUGUGUUAUGCACAUACGAAAACGCGCGCUGAAGUCAGAGGCGGUGGUAGGAAGCCUUGGCCACAGAAAGGCACAGGUCGAGCUCGCCACGGAAGUAUACGUUCACCGCUAUGGAGAGGUGGUGGAAUAGCACAUGGUCCUCGUUCUCCCACAACACAUUUUUACAUGUUGCCAUUUUAUACUCGAGUAGCAGGUCUUACAUCGACGCUCUCCGUGAAACUUGCGCAAGAUGAUCUGCAUAUAGUUAACGAACUAGAAAUUCCAACAUCUGAACCCUCUUACAUAGAGCAAUUAAUAGAGAAGAGAAAUUGGGGGCCAUCGGUUCUUUUUGUGGAUAGUUACGAUAUUAUGCCUACAAAUAUCACGCUAGCUACCGAUGAAAUUAAGCAUGUUAAUCUGAUGCCUGUUUAUGGUCUAAAUGUGUACAGUAUGCUGAAACACAAUACUCUGGUACUUACAGAGAAAGCAGCCAGAUUAAUAGAAGAAAAAUUGCUUUAUCAAUUACAUAGAACGGAUGUUAAAGAAUUAUCACGUCCAUUCAAACUUAAUCAACAAUAAAAAACUGUUUUUAAAAA